Fomitiporia mediterranea MF3/22 is the source of this 1554-nucleotide messenger RNA. RefSeq names its product oligosaccharyl transferase alpha subunit. The record is from RefSeq and is a predicted model, not a curated record. Gene Ontology annotation, cellular component: membrane; oligosaccharyltransferase complex. Lineage: Eukaryota; Fungi; Basidiomycota; Agaricomycetes; Hymenochaetales; Hymenochaetaceae. The transcript is spliced from 6 exons. Bases 32 to 1507 code for a protein of 491 amino acids.
CGUCGUCGCAAAGCGAACGACGUCCUCAACCAUGGCGAUAUAUCGUCACUUGUUUUUACUUGUCUCACUGAUAUGUUCUGUGUUCACUUAUGUUGUCGCCGACCACUCCUUUGAAAAUACCGCCAUUGUGCGGACUGUUGAGCUUGCUGGCUCGCUCGUGCAUGUCAAGACCACGUUUGCCGCAAAGGCGCUUGAGACUGGGGCGAUGAUUUAUGCGUUUGCUCUUGGUCGCGAAGAUGGAGAGAGGACAAGUUUCAUGGAAGCGCGUUUGAAGGGUGAACAGGAGCCGCUUGAGCUUCAGCGCUUUGGACUUAACGCGAAGUCAAACACGUACUUAUAUGCUGCUGUAUUGCCGAACGGUUUGAAGAAGGACGAAGCUAUUACGGUUGAGCUUGAGACUGUUCAAACUCACGCGACGUAUCCUUGGCCUCCUGAAGUUGGUCAAAACGCCGAGAUGUCCCUCAAGUAUGAGACAGAUCUCUUUAUCCUGAGCCCUUACGCGACUUCCGUUCAGCGUACGAAAAUCAGAGCAUCAAGCCCAAGGAUUAAUUCGUAUACUGAACCGAAAGGAUUAGACGCAUUCACGUUCGAAGCUCCAGUGACCAAAUCAGGCGCGACAAUUACCUACGGUCCAUACAACAACAUUCCAGCGUCAGCGAACGCCGAUUUCAUUGGUAGCACACAGCAGCGCAUUACGGUUCACUACAAGCAUAAUGAGCCUGCCCUUGAGAUUACUAAAAUGAAGCGGGCGGCAGAGGUUAGCCAUUGGGGUGCGAACAUAAAUAUUCAGGAUGAUAUUUGGCUGCAUAAUGCUGGACCAAAGCUCAAGGGCCAUUUCUCGCGCCUGGAUCACCAGCGUCAGGCUUAUACGAACCAGCCGGCCGGACACAUCAUGCGCGCAGUCAACUUAUAUCUUCCUUCUGGUGUACACGAUGUCUAUUUCAUCGACACCGUUGGCAACGUCUCGACAUCUCGUCUUCGCGAGGCACCAUCCGUCCCGAAGGGUGCCCGCUCAAAACAGUCAAGCUGGCUUGAGCUUCGCCCGCGUUACCCACUCAUGGGUGGCUGGAAUUACAGCUUCACUCUCGGAUUUGACGCGCCUUUACAGGACUGGGAGGCGUACGACAGCCGUGAUGGACGUCAUUUAGUUGCUGUACCUAUGCAGACGCUGUUCCCGGAUACUGUUGUUGACGAGGCGGAGAUAAAGGUGAUCUUGCCGGAAGGCGCAAUAGACAUUGAGGUGUAUCCACCUUUCCCUCCAUUAUCUGUCAAGAAGUCAAUGCACAAGUCAUAUCUAGACUCAAAAGGCCGACCAACUGUCUCGUUCUUCUACAAGAACCUGACAGAUAGACACGUUGGCUUCAUCUACGUCGGGUACAAAGUCCCUUUCACCGAGCAUCUCAGAAAACCGGUGACCAUCGCAGUUGUCUUCUUCGGGCUGUUCAUUGUUUCCUCCGCUGUGCGACGGGUAGACAUGAAUAUUCGUCGAAAUGGCGGAAAGCAGUAAAAAUUGACUUCUCCCUGUCAAUGAUUAUUUAUGCUCAAUAGGAAUUA